AUGUCAGACCUUAAAGCUUCCGUCGUCGAGACCCAAAACGGCUUCCACGUCGAGGGAUACGAGAAGAUCGAAUAUGACUUCACCUUCCUCGAUGGCGUCUUCAACCCUGCCAACGACAACCUGGCCAAGUGCUACGAGCGUUGGGGCCGUUGCCUGGCUGUCAUGGAUCUUAACAUCUACAACGUCUAUGGCGAUGAGAUGCAAAAGUACUUCGACCACUACAACUUGCCCCUGACGAUCCACAAGACUAUGAUCGGCGAAAAGGCCAAGUCCAUGGAGACUCUCCUCAGCAUCGUUGACUCGAUGACCGACUUUGGCAUCAUCCGAAAGGAGCCAGUACUUGUCGUGGGUGGUGGUUUGGUGACUGACGUUGCUGGAUUUGCUUGCGCGGCAUACCGAAGGAACACCAACUUCAUCCGUAUCCCGACUACCGUGAUUGGCCUGAUCGAUGCCAGUGUCAGCAUCAAGGUCGCCGUCAACUACGGCAACUACAAGAACCGUCUCGGAGCGUACCACGCCCCGAUGCACACAUUCCUCGACUUCUCCUUCUUGAAGACCUUGCCAGAGGGCCAAGUACGAAACGGCUUCGCAGAGUUGAUCAAGAUCUCGACCUGCGCCCACAAGCCAACAUUUGACCUGCUGGACAAGUACUGCGAGAAGCUAAUCACUUCUCGAUUCGGUCGUGAGGGUAACGACAAGGAGGUCCUCCAGGCAGCGGAUGAGAUCAACCGUGCUGGUAUCCACGAGAUGUUGAAGCUCGAGACGCCCAACCUCCACGAGAUCGGUCUCGACCGUGUCAUUGCCUACGGCCAUACCUGGAGUCCGCUCCACGAACUUUCACCCAAGGUCCCACUCCGCCACGGGCAUGCCAUCUCUAUCGACAUGGCCUACUCAGCGACAUUGGCAAACCAGCGCGGUCUCCUCAGCGACGAGGAGCACAGGAGGCUGUUGAACCUGUUCUCCAGGGCUGGUUUGUCCAUGGACCACGAGCUGUUCGACGAGGACAUGCUCGACAAGGCCACCAAGGCUAUCCUGAAGACUCGUGACGGUCUGCUCCGUGCUGCCGUACCCAACCCCAUCGGUACCUGCGUGUUCCUGAACGACGUCUCUCCCGAGGAGAUGAACAAGGCUCUGCGACGACACAAGGAACUGAUGAAGGAGUACCCUCGCGAGGGCGCUGGUCUCGACGCCUUUGUCGACGCCUCCGACACUGGGUAUACCAUGAACGACAAGCCCAUCGAGGAUGCCAUGCACGAGUCGAAGAAGACCAUGAACGGCAUGAGCAAUGGCGCGGUCAAUGGUACCGCCAAGGGCCAGGCGAAUGGUCCUCCCCAAGGUCUCCAGGAGGUCAUGGCCAACGGGUACGAGAACGGAUACAAGAACUAGGAGCGACAUAGCUGCGAAUAAGUCCGACUAGGCAAGCGCAUGUCCGAUGGUUGCGAUGACUAGAACGUGAAAGCUGUUCUUUGAAGCGGCGGCACUGUCUUCAGGCCGCAGUGGUGGAUCGUGACAUGCUUCAAGCUCAUCAGCUUCCCCAAAAUGAAAAAAAACAAUUCACUCUACACAUUACUCUAUGACCUUUGACCUCGUGCAACAUGUUGUGACCCGUGGAUGGGUGAGUGCGCGGCAGUGUCGACGUGUGCGGUCGAAUCAAGCGGAUACUGAAGAUACGUUACGCGGUUCUCGAUUGAGUGUUGCUGUUGCGCCAUGGUCUUUUCUGCAGCAUUAUGAUGUCGGCAGUGUUGAUGUUCGUGGGCCACACGCCUCGUCACCUUCGUCG
Molecule: messenger RNA, 1780 nt
Organism: Alternaria rosae
Lineage: Eukaryota; Fungi; Ascomycota; Dothideomycetes; Pleosporales; Pleosporaceae
Exons: 4
Coding region: 1-1386 (461 amino acids)
Biological process (GO): antibiotic biosynthetic process
Molecular function (GO): 3-dehydroquinate synthase activity
Source: RefSeq, a predicted model, not a curated record